AUGGAAUCGAGAUCCUCAAAGGAGCCGCCAGUCUCAUAUUCUGAGCCUCAGGAUAGUGAAGACUACCAUUCGAAGGAGGAAGCUCCGGCCACACUCGCAGAUCCAGAGCAGCCCCGCGAGUCCAAGUCUCUAUUUUCUGCUCUCUUUUCGCGAAAACGCAUAGUCGACCCUGAUGCAAUUGCCACUGUUCGAAGUGUCUUCGAUGAUCCCUUGCUUGGUAGAUUCUACCUGCCCAAGCCCGACUACGAGAAUCUGCACAGAUUCGACAUCAAAGAAAGGUGGACGCACCGCGAGGAGACGUCCGUGCGACGCAAAACCGACUGUAAGAUCUUGGUCUGGAUUCUUGUCAUGUUCUUUGGGUUGAACCUCGAUCGAGGCAACCUUGGCAAUGCUGCUGCUGAUAACCUGUUGGAUGACUUGAACAUUACCACGAAUGACUACAACAACGCCCAGAACAUGUACCGUGUUGGAUUCCUCAUUGCCGAGAUUCCUUCCCAGAUGCUCGGUAAAAGAUUGGGUCCAGAUCGCUGGAUUCCUUUCCAGAUCAUUUUGUGGUCUUUGGCCUCGGGUGGUCAAUUCUUCAUGCAUAAUCGGGCGGGCUUCUUUGCUUGCAGAUUCUUCAUCGGUCUUUUCAUGGGUGGUUUCAUCCCUGAUUCAAUACUAUAUUUGUCUUAUUUCUACACCAAAACGGAGAUGCCUUUCCGUCUUGCGAUGUUCUGGUUUGUGGACUCCAUGUCUGGUGUGAUUGCCUCUUUCAUCGCCUAUGGUGUCCUGCACAUGCGUGGAGUGGAUGGCCGCGAGGGUUGGCGAUGGCUGUUCUUAAUCGAGGCUCUGAUCAGUAUUGUGAUUGGAUUCUUGAGUUUCUUGUUCUUGGUCCCGGGUCCUACACAGACAAAGACCUGGUGGAAUCCGAAAGGUUACUUCACUGAAAGAGAAGAGAUGAUUAUCGUCAGCCGUGUCCUGCGUGAUGACCCUUCAAAGGGAGACAUGCAUAACCGUGAAGCGCUUUCCCUUGGAAUGUUUUGGCAGAGCUUGAAGGAUUAUGACUUAUGGCCGAUCUAUGUCAUCGGGAUGCUGUUUGAGAUCCCGACUUCUCCACCAAAGACCUAUCUCACGCUAUCGCUCAAAGCCAUUGGAUUCGGCACUUUUCAAACAACAUUAUUAACAAUCCCCGUUACGGUGUUUGGGGCUAUUAACCUUGUCCUGAUAACCGAGUUGACAGAACGUUUUCACCAAAUUUCAGUCAUUGGUCUACUUACCCAGGUCUGGAGUCUCCCACUUCUCAUCGUGCUUUAUACCUCAUCCGGAUCGUUAUCGAACUGGGGUCUCUAUGCGGUGACAUUCAUACUGUUAGGAUGGCCAAACCCACAUGCAGCACAUGUCGGAUGGUGCUCCCGGCUCAGUAAUGCCGUGCGAACGAGAACCGUUUCGGCCGCCCUUUACAACAUAACUAUCCAGCUCUCUGGUAUUGCCUCCUCGAAUAUAUAUCGCAAAGACGACAAGCCCCUCUAUCGCCGAGGAAACUCCCAACUCAUCGCUAUCAACAUUGCUACUAUUGUCGCGUAUAUCUUGGCAAAGGCAUACUAUGUGGCCAGAAACCGGUGGAAGAAAACACAGUGGGAAAGCUUGACGGCUGAAGAGAAGGCGACGUAUCUACAAACGACUACCGAUCAAGGAAAUAAACGGUUGGAUUUCCAAUUCGAUAGUUGA
Molecule: messenger RNA, 1710 nt
Organism: Penicillium canescens
Lineage: Eukaryota; Fungi; Ascomycota; Eurotiomycetes; Eurotiales; Aspergillaceae
Product: putative MFS transporter
Exons: 2
Coding region: 1-1710 (569 amino acids)
Biological process (GO): transmembrane transport
Cellular component (GO): membrane
Molecular function (GO): transmembrane transporter activity
Source: RefSeq, a predicted model, not a curated record